CUGAACGAGCUGCACACCCUGUAUGACGCCGCCAUUGCAUCCGGAGCCGACUCCGCUUAUCGCAAGCGACGUUGGGGCCGGGCUGCCGAGUUCGCAGGCUGGCUGGAGCAGGAUGCUCCCGAGUCCCUGUCAGCCGACAACGCCCUGAGGCUCUACCGGGCCUCCGGCGGGCGGGAGCCGAUCGCCUUUUCCGUCACAGCCAUCGAUGAACUGAGGGACAGCCUCGAUUUCCUUUUAUAUGAUACUAUCAAGCUCGAAGGACGCUUCGACGAAUGCGCCUCACCUGAAGGUGGAUACAUGCUGCCAGGGGCGGGCAAGGAGUUCGUUUCCUGGCUACUCUGUCUGCGUAAUCCAGCCCUACUCGGCGUCUGGAACUCCAACGCAGAGCGCAUGCUGAAGCGCAUCGGCGCAUACCCCGACACCAUGAAUCGCGGGCCCAUAGGCAUCCGUUACCUCGACCUGAUGGAGGCCCUGGCUUGGGUGCGCGCCCGGCUUGGAAUCCGGAAUUUCAUCGAAGUCGAUGUUCUCGCCUAUCUGUCGACAAGGCCCCGCGGCAGAUCGCGCAGUUCCGCAGAAUCGUUAAGCUCGGAGAUGAAAGAUGCCCUGGCGUGA
Messenger RNA from Geodia barretti, 612 nucleotides. The record is from the annotation of a GenBank genome assembly. Lineage: Eukaryota; Metazoa; Porifera; Demospongiae; Tetractinellida; Geodiidae.